AUGCCAAAAACACCGUUCACUUUCAGAGGACUGAUGGUUCCUGUAUUAACUCCCUUCAACAAUGAUAGUGCAAAAACUCUGAAUUUAUCAGUUAUCCCACAAUACGUUGAACACUUGGCUAAAAAGAAAAUCACUGGAAUUCUUGUAAAUGGAACGACUGGAGAGGGUACAUCUAUGUCUGUAGCCGAAAGAAAAUUGGCAGCUGAGGCCUGGGCAAAGGCUGUAAAAACGACAAAGCAACACUUGAUGGUACAAGUAGGAGGUGCACCUCUACCUGAUGUUCUUGAACUCGCAAGGCAUGCGGAAAAUAUUAAGGCUGAUUCCUUAUUGUGUCUACCGGAAUUAUACUUUAAACCAACAACAACGUACCAGUUAACGGAAUAUUUGAAAUUAGUUAGCAAAGCGGCCCCAAACACACCACUUCUGUAUUAUCAUAUUCCAAUGUUGACAAAUGUUAAUGUGCACAUGGGACUAUUUUUAGAAUCUCUUGGUGACAAAAUUCCAAACUUUGCGGGAAUAAAGUUCACGAGCUCAAACUUAGAAGAAGGUUCUCAAGCACUAAAUGCUGAUAAUAAAAAAUACGUGGUUUUCCUUGGAAAUGAUCAGCUACUGGGCGCUGGCUGUGCGUUAGGAAUGAAUUCGUUUAUUGCAACAAGUAUAAACAUGCUACCAGAACUAGCAUUUCAGAUUCUUACAGAAGGAACAGUAGGAAACAAUUUGAAAGCAAGGGAGACGCAGGAAAAACUUUCGAAAGCUGUCAUCGCUAUAUCAAAAUAUGGCAGUUGGGUGGAAACUAUGAAAACAGCAAUGUCUUUAUUAACAAAUAUCGACCCUGGACCUACACGCGCGCCAUUGACAAUACUACCUUCAGAAAUCACAGCGGCAAUGGCCAAAGAUUUACAAAAUUUAGGACAUGAAAUAACAAUAUAACAUUUAAAAACAAGAACAUA
Messenger RNA from Dufourea novaeangliae, 950 nucleotides. RefSeq names its product N-acetylneuraminate lyase-like. Gene Ontology annotation, biological process: N-acetylneuraminate catabolic process. NCBI's taxonomy places the organism in Eukaryota, Metazoa, Arthropoda, Insecta, Hymenoptera, Halictidae. The transcript is spliced from 8 exons. The record is from RefSeq and is a predicted model, not a curated record. Gene Ontology annotation, molecular function: N-acetylneuraminate lyase activity; 4-hydroxy-tetrahydrodipicolinate synthase activity. The coding region runs from base 1 to 930 and encodes 309 amino acids.